Messenger RNA from Daucus carota subsp. sativus, 5159 nucleotides. RefSeq lists its product as uncharacterized. Gene Ontology annotation, biological process: protein phosphorylation; signal transduction. Bases 929 to 4762 code for a protein of 1277 amino acids. Gene Ontology annotation, molecular function: protein binding; ATP binding; protein tyrosine kinase activity. The transcript is spliced from 9 exons. Gene Ontology annotation, cellular component: cytoplasm. The record is from RefSeq and is a predicted model, not a curated record. Lineage: Eukaryota; Viridiplantae; Streptophyta; Magnoliopsida; Apiales; Apiaceae.
ACACAUACAUUAAUACAUACAUAAUUACAGAACAUAUACAUACAAAUGUACAUAAAAAAUGACAAUGAUGUAGAGAGAGAAACUAUAUGAUCAGUUGCCUGGCUUGAUGCCGCCAUUUUCUCAGCCAAUGUCCGAUAACUGAAACUAUACCCCUCAUAACCCACCCACCCUUUCUCUUUUUCCAUUUUUACCCUAUCCAAACACGCCCUUAUUUUUAUUUCUUGAAAUUCUCGAUUUUUUUGUCAAAUUCUGAGUAUUUUUCGUUUGAUUUGCGGAAAGAUUUGAUUUUGAUGGUGUAGAUGGUGGAUAAUCAGCUAAAGAACAGACCCCGGAUGGAGAAUUGCAGAGCUGAUUGUGCAAAAAAGGAUCUUUGUUGCUGUGGAUAUGAAAAUUGAAUGAAAGUAUUAGUAGUCAGCUCAAGAAUUAUCGGUUUUUGAGUAAUCUGGAUUACUAUAGUUGUAGGGUUUUGUAAGUGGUAUAUAUAUAUAAAAUACUUGUUAGGUCUGUGCACAUAUUCUAGAGGUCAUAGAGUUGGAUUGGCUUGUUAUUGUUACUAUUCUUUUGUAAAGUUUAAAAAGAUCGAGUUUACUGUUAAUUGGGAGUAGGGUUUGUUAAUAGUUUCGAGUAUAGUGCUGCAAACUAACAUAGGGUUUGGAGAAAAUAGAGGAAAUUCUGCAUUUUAUACAACGAGCUGCUGCAGUAGCUGUUCAGAUUGAGUGGCCGUUCGUAGGAUAUGUUAUUUGUAUCUUGUAGUUUUUGAGCUACUUUGAACAGGGGUUGAGACUUAGAUGACAAGGGUCACAUGACCGUAGUAUACAUAUUACGUAGUAAGUUACUGUAAUAGGAAUUACUGAAUUGGUACAAGAUGAUUUUGAAUCGAGGGAUGAAAAAGGAGUUCAGUUUGGGGGGAGAGAUAUUUUUAUGAUUUAUGCCACUGAAUAGAGUUAAGAACGUAUCUGAGGCUAUGACCAAUCAGGGACAAGGCCGUAGCUGUCAGGCAGUACAACAAGAAUCAACCUCAGCCACGACAUUUAGAGAGAGAAUAAAUGCAGGAAAAGGUGUUGUAAAAAAUAAUGUUUCUGUACGGACAGGUGAGGACUUUUCCACAGAGUUUAUCUUUGAUCGCACUAGUACAAAAGGAGUCCCCUGUCUGGUCCAAAAUAAUGGAAGAGUAAUUGGAGCAAAUAACAUUCAGAAUAUUCCAGUGACGUAUCAGGGGCUCACUAAGAUUCUAGGGCUGCAACGUAUGGAUUCAGAAUGUAGUUCUGACAUAAGUGAUUUUCUUUCAGCAAAAGGGUCUAUUUCUGAGUCCGACAUUGGUAGUUUUAGUAAUAAAGACUUCCAGAUUCACAGGGCGGACUCUGCUUAUUUUUAUGAGCCAAAAGAGGCCAGUGUAGAUAGGUCUUACAAUCAGGUUGCUCCUGACCCAAAUGCUUCAGUUAUAACUCAUGAUAAAUCCAAGCUACUCCAACCUUCAGGGUCAUUGGUUUCAGAUGGAUCUCAAUCUGGCAAAAUAAAGCUGCUCUGCAGUUUUGGUGGGAAAAUCUUGCAUCGUCCUAGUGAUGGAAAACUUAGAUAUGUUGGGGGUGAUACACGUAUUAUUUCCAUAAGUAAGGAUAUUCCAUGGGAAGAGCUUGUCAGAAAAACCUUUGGUAUAUGCAAACAGCCUCACACAAUAAAGUACCAGCUUCCAGGAGAGGACAUUGAUUCCCUUGUUUCUGUUUCUUGUGAUGAGGAUCUUCAAAACAUGAUUGAUGAAUUCUACGGGCUCGAGAGGCUCAUUGGUUCUCAACGACUAAGGAUUUUCUUAAUUCCACUCAAUGAAUUUGAAACAACACCUCUAGUUGUUGCUGACACUACGGAGCAGAGCAACCAUGAUUAUCAGUAUGUUGUCGCUGUCAAUGGCAUAGUUGAACCUAGUUUUGGUAAAAACUACAACGAACUACCACUGUGCAGUGAAGGAAGUAUGUCGAAACCCCAGAUGGACAGAAGUUCUAGCUUCUGCAGAGACUCUCUCUCUUCCUUGCCACCUUUGGGCAAGCCUACUACUAGUGGUUCUCCCCUUACUCCGCUUUUAAAUGAAUCCCAUGAAUUUAUUGGAUGUCUCGAUCAUUCUACAUCUUAUUCUCCCAAGAAAUCCCUACAACGAGAUAAGAAUGGUAAGUCACGUAAGUGCGAGGAAAUCUUGGCACAUGGUAAUACUGAAAACGCCAAAGUUGGCUUUACUGGUCGAUUGAUGCCUGGAAAACCCAUAACUGAAUUCCGUUUUCCACAAUUAUCUGCUGAUAUGACGAGUUGUAAUCGUCCUCGUGAACAUUUUGAAGUGCAUUCUCAAAUCCACACUCCCAGCAGAGGUCUGGCAAGUCCUCCCAGACAAACUUACAGUGAUACAAAUCUUUAUAGUCACUGUUCUGACAAUCCAGUACUAAAUGAAAUGGAGUUUUUUUCUAAGAAGCCCAUUGCACAACCUGGCGAUCAUAUAAUAUCUCCAUUGACAUCUAAUGGGUCAACAGGGGCCCAUCCUGUGCUAUUACAUGCUUUUUCUGAUUCUUUUCUGCCAGAACACGGAGGAAGGCCUGCAUUAUGUUUGGAAGAAGGAACAAGUACAUCAUCCUCUUUAAAAGUUACACCACUGCUACCUUUAGAUAGACUCUCUGCUGCUUUGCCAGAGAAGCCUGUGCGAAUACAGGACAAUGGUAAUCUGAUUACUCCAGAAGUUCAAUUCAGGUUACUGAAUGCUGAUCCUAAUGUAUCCUACACAGGAAUGAAUAUUUCAAAUGGCGUGGUAAGCUCAGAAUCAGUGGACAGAGUCGAUAAUCCUUAUGGAGAUGCUUUUCGUUCAGAUAUAAAGCCAAACCUUAACAAGGACUACUCUUUGGAUUCUGGAAAACUAAGUGGGUUUGAUGGAAGAGAUCAUCCAUUUCUUCAGAGUGGCAGUGUUUCUGAUUCUUGGAAUCCUUUUGUUGCUAGGGAACAAAACAAGAUUUCAUCGAAUGUCACAUUUGAUCCGGUAUUAAAUGUUGGUGUCGAAGCACCCACUCAAGAUCUGCAAGUCCUUAAUGACAUCAUCUCUAAAGAACCAAAAUCUUUCAAAGCUGCAGUGGUUGAACAACCUUAUCAACCAGAAAAUUUUCAGGCAGAGCAUAUUUUCAAAGGUCAGAAAAAUCCGGUGGGUGAGCUGCACACCUCAACUGGGAUAAAAGGCAGUGAGCAUCAUAAUAACAGAUCAUUUGCCGAGAACUCAGAAGUAGCUGGAAUAAUACAGGACCCCAUACAACAGUACCAGGAGGAAGAUGCUAUUACUGAUCCAUAUUUCAAACUAUCCAAUGGCCACUUGUUACAGGGCACUGAGAUGCCUCUACAUGUUCACUGUCAGAAUAAUAUUGUCCAAGAACCAACGGGAAAUGGCUCAUCAACUUUGAAUCAUCUUUCUGUUAGUGAAGAUGCUAAAAGCAAUACAUGUUUAAAUAGCUCUACUCUGAUGCAUAAUAUAACCGAAGGGACUGUUAUCAAAGAAGUGUCUCUCCUUGAUAAUGAUUUGUUUCAGCAUCCUGAUCAUAAAGUAAAAAAUCGUUUCCCUGGUGAUUUCUAUGACGAGAAGCAAAAAGUUCACGGUAUCGCCCAAAAUAAACACGCUGAGCAAAACAGGUUAGAGGCGGAAGAUUUUAUGGGAUGCACUGUUGCUAGUAUAUCACCCGGCAUGGAAUUUUCCUCAGCUAUUCUGCAAAUGAUUGAUACCGCCAAUUGUGAUGUUGAAUCUCCAAAUGCAGCAGAAGCUAAUGUCACCGUAAAUGAGUUGGAAUUUGAGGAUGUUAGAACUGAUGAUAGAGAGAAAGAUGAAUGUUUUAGUGAUGCGAUGAUAGCUGAGAUAGAAGCGGAUAUAUAUGGUUUACAGAUCAUAAAGAAUGCUGAUCUUGAAGAACUACGGGAGCUAGGGUGUGGUACAUAUGGAACUGUUUAUCAUGGGAAAUGGCGAGGGUCAGAUGUUGCCAUUAAAAGAAUUAAAAAGGGUUGCUUUGUUGGCAGAUCAUCAGAGCAAGAACGCUUGGCCAAGGACUUUUGGAGGGAGGCACAAAUUCUUUCAAAUCUUCAUCAUCCAAAUGUAGUCGCAUUUUAUGGGGUCGUACCAGAUGGAGAAGGGGGAACAUUGGCGACUGUUACUGAAUUCAUGGCAAACGGGUCACUCAGGAAUGUCCUUCUUAAAAAGGAUAGAUUACUUGAUCGACAUAAGAAGCUUAUAAUUGCCAUGGAUGCAGCUUUCGGCAUGGAAUACUUGCAUUCAAAGAAUAUCGUCCAUUUUGAUUUGAAAUGUGAUAAUUUGCUAGUCAAUCUCAGGGAUCCCCAACGACCCAUAUGCAAGGUAGGAGACUUUGGGCUUUCGAGAAUCAAACGCAAUACUUUAGUUUCUGGAGGCGUGCGAGGAACUUUACCUUGGAUGGCCCCAGAGCUGUUGAGUGGUAGCAGCAACCGGGUUACUGAAAAGGUAGAUGUUUUCUCCUUUGGCAUUGCAAUGUGGGAGAUCUUGACCGGCGAAGAACCCUAUGCGAAUAUGCAUUGUGGUGCAAUCAUAGGUGGAAUUGUGAAGAAUACUCUUCGUCCCCCCAUUCCUGUAAGGUGUGAUAGUGAGUGGAAGAAUUUGAUGGAACAAUGCUGGUCUGCUGACCCUAAUGUCCGACCAUCAUUUACUGAGAUAACUAAUUCUCUACGAUUAAUGUCUGCAAAAUUGCAAGGAAAAGGACCUAGUCUGGCAAGAGAAGCAUAGCCUGAUUUCCUUAUAUAAGCUAUAUGUGCAUCAUGCAAUUGCUUGGAGCUUCCUGGUUUGUGUUUGCAGCUGAGUGGUAGACUAUUUCGACGAAAAUAAUCACGUUUCUCUCUGAGGGUUGCAUUCGAGUGGUCUCUUUUGCUCGUUUCUUCCAGUUUUGUUCAUUUGUAUAUUAUAUGCACUCCAUUCAAUUUUCUGGAAAUCUGUGUGAGUAUCAGAGAAGGAGGCCAUCACGUGUAAAUCUCGGAUUAUGAUCUUCUUGCUCGAGUAAAAAUGUGUGUAUAUGUGUAAAUACCCGAGGACCUGAGUUCAUCUUUUUGUUUGCUUCAUGUUCACAGUACCUGGUAUCUGUAUGUGAGUUUUUCUCAGUGGUAAAUAUAUAUUUUUUGAUUAAUUA